AUGUCUACCGAAUUUAUCACCCAAGAACAAGCGGCAUUUGACUAUGAAGUGUCAGAAGUUAAGAGGUGGUGGAAUACGGAACGUUUUCGUCUCGUAAAACGACCUUACACUGCUGAACAAAUAGUGUCUAAACGAGGUCUCCUUAAGCAACAAUAUGCCUCCGAUACUCAGGCUAAAAAACUUUGGGCAUUAUUAAAGAAGCACCAAAAGAAUGGGACCGCUUCUCAUACAUUCGGUUCCUUAGAUCCCAUUCAAGUAGCACAAAUGGCUAAAUACCUUGAAACGGUGUAUGUUUCUGGCUGGCAAUGUUCUUCAACUGCCUCCACUUCAAAUGAGCCGGGCCCUGAUCUUGCUGACUAUCCAAUGGAUACUGUUCCAAACAAAGUUGAGCAUUUAUUCUUUGCUCAACUCUUCCAUGAUAGAAAACAACGCGAGGCAAGAUUUAGCGUUUCAAAAGAGGCUCGAUUAAAAAUUCCUUUUGUUGAUUAUUUGCGCCCAAUUAUUGCUGAUGCUGAUACAGGCCACGGUGGUAUUACUGCUACGUUAAAACUUGCUAAGAUGUUCGUUGAACGUGUACAUAUCGAAGACCAAGCUCCUGGCACCAAGAAGUGUGGACACAUGGCUGGCAAAGUCUUGGUUCCUAUCUCAGAACAUAUUAAUCGUCUAAUCGCUAUUCGUGUUCAAUUUGACAUUAUGGGGGUCGAAAAUAUAGUCGUUGCACGUACCGAUUCUGAAGCCGCGACUUUAAUUACCUCAAACAUUGACCCACGUGACCAUGCUUUCAUCAUUGGUGUCACUAAUCCCAAACUUGAUUCUCUGGCCAAUUCGUUGAAUAAAGCCCAGGAACAAGGCAAAUACGGAAAUGCACUAGCAGAGAUUGAAGAAAAGUGGACACAAGCAGCUGGUCUCAAAACCUAUCCCAAAGCCAUAUCCGAUGCCAUAAAAGCAUCCAACAAACCAAACAAAGAUAAACUUUUGCGUGAAUGGGAUAAUAAAUCAGCCGGUUUGUCGCACGAAGAUGCAAAAGCACUUGCAAAAUCACUUGGAUUUGAAAUCUUUUGGGAUUGGGAUCUGCCGCGUACGCGUGAAGGAUACUACCGUUAUCAAGGUGGUACUAAAUGUGCUAUCAACCGCGCUUUAGCUUUUGCACCAUAUACGGAUAUAUUAUGGAUGGAAACCAAAAGUCCAAUUUAUGAACAAGCAAAAGAAUUUGCUGAAGGAGUGCUAUCAAAAUAUCCAGAAGCUAUGUUAGCCUAUAACUUGUCUCCAAGUUUUAACUGGGAUGCCGCUGGCAUGAAUAAUGACCAAAUUCGCACCUUUAUUUGGGAUUUGGGAAAGCUUGGAUUUGUGUGGCAAUUCAUUACAUUAGGUGGUUUUCAUUCGGACGCCCUGGGAAUCGAUGUAUUUGCUCGCAAUUAUGCUAAAGAAGGCAUGUUGGCCUACGUCCAAGGUAUUCAAC
This is a messenger RNA of Acaulospora morrowiae, 1459 nucleotides long. Lineage: Eukaryota; Fungi; Glomeromycota; Glomeromycetes; Diversisporales; Acaulosporaceae. The record is from the annotation of a GenBank genome assembly.